Messenger RNA from Limulus polyphemus (Atlantic horseshoe crab), 6203 nucleotides. Its product is annotated as RAB6-interacting golgin-like. The record is from RefSeq and is a predicted model, not a curated record. Gene Ontology annotation, biological process: non-motile cilium assembly. The coding region runs from base 631 to 1305 and encodes 224 amino acids. The transcript has 6 exons. Lineage: Eukaryota; Metazoa; Arthropoda; Merostomata; Xiphosura; Limulidae.
CUGUACUUUUAUUCAUGUGAAAAAAAUUAUUGGUUAUCUUUAAUUUCAUCUUUCCUCAUUACAGUUUCUUCUCCUCUGUCUAAUGUGUAGUAUUCUCAAUGGUCGUACCACGAGUGGAGCGAAGUAAGAUCAAUUGGCCUGUGAACACUUCGGGGUAACUUAAUACGUAUCACGUAUUGAGCAGCUGAGUUUACUAAGUCAUCUAGGGAGAGAGCAAGUUAGAAUUAAUUCUUAAAUUAUAUUAUAUUUUAUAAUUGCCUCUAUUAAAUCCAAAUACGAAGUUAAGGAAAGAAAAUUUGUGGAAGAUUUGGGAGAUCUCUUCCACCUUUAUAAAGAGAAAUCAAAACAUGAAAAUAAACAUAUUUCAAAUAUUUAUGGAUUAAUGGAUUUAAAAAAAAUCCAAGUAAAAGAACACUAGAAACUUAUUAUUGGACCUUACAGUGUAAAUGUAGAUCAAGAAAAAGUGUUGGUCAGUCUCAUGUCAUCCAGUCAACAUAGUUUAUCAUUUGUGGAACAUACCAGCCAACCAAUGAUUAAUACAUGUUUUUUAAAAAAAGAAAAUACAUCCCUUCCUGUCCGGGAGAUUAAUGUGCAUGUAAACUAAAAUCUGAUUUUCCAGAAACAUGAAAAAUGACUACUGUCCUUUGUGUUAACACAGACAAUCAGACUUUUGAUUUUGUUGAUCAAGAAAGGAAUAUAAAUAAAAAUAUUGAUAAUGAUGAACUUGGAGAAUCUGUGCUUUUCCAUAAGACCACUGCUCAAGAAGAAAAACAUGAGCCUGCCAUUCCUAUGAGAAAUGAUGUAAAGACUCUGGAGGCUGUUAAACAAAAACAGAAGCAACUGGAGCAAGAAAAUGCCUGCCGUAAAGCUUUAUUGGCUAAAGCUGUUAUAGAAAGAAAAUGUAAGACUAUAGCAGAAGUGCAGAAACUAUCUGAAAUCCAGAAUGAAUUGGCACACUUGGAUUUAAUGUUAAACAGUGAAGUAGCUGCUCUGAGAAAUCGGAUAGAAGCAGCAAGCUUCGAGUUCAAUGAAGCCCAAAAACGAUAUGAUAAAGCAGAAAAGGAAUUUGUAGAGGCCAAGCAAAAACUCUUCAAGAAAAUGGAAAGAAAAGAGCAACUUACUGAAUAUCUCUGCACCAUUAUCGAGCAAAGUGAAGUUCGGAAAGCUAGAAAAUUAACAGAGUUAAUGAAGCAGCUUGAAGUGGAUGACUUAUUGUAUGAAUGUGAGGCUAAUGGAAUGAGCUACAUUUUGCCAAAGCUAUGUGCCUUAAGUAAUGUGACUGAUGCAUCUGCAUUCUCAGAGUAGUACAAAAGACCCACAAGGUAUUUGAUAAAUAUUUUCCUAUUCUUUUAUCAAAACCUUUGUUCAUCACCUGGCAUAAUGACUAGUGUCUACUAACCUCGUGUCAUAACUGCCACAUUAAAAGAAGCUUUUAACUGUUAUUUUAUGUACAUACAAUGGUGCUAAAGUUACUUUCUUUGUUAUGCCAUAAGAAAUUCAGGUUUCUGAAUGUUAACUAGAAAUAUGUUGGAGCAUAAUAAUGGUGCUUUUUUAUGUUUAUCUUAUUUUUUGCUUCAAACAACAUGUCCUUUAUGCUGAUGAUAAGCAAAUAAGAGUUAAUCUUUUGGAACUUUAAUGUGUAUACAAUGUUCAAAGUGAUUUUAAGUUAAAGUAUCACUUUAGUGAUCCCACCAUUUAUUUUGAACAUGAAUGUAUAAUCAUUCAUUGUACUAUCAUCUUUGAAUGGGCAGUUAUAAGCUCUUUCAUAAUUAUCCUAAUAAAUAUCAAAAGUGUCUUAUGCUUCUCUAAUCAUUGCUUGGAGAAACUGAAAUAUAUUUACAGGAUUUCCAACAUGCGAGAAAUUUAAAUAAAUAAAUAAAAAUAUAUUUAAGUGUGAAUAACAUUUCAAUUUAUGGAUUAAAAGGCUGUUAGUUAAAGACAGAUAAUAAAAUAUGAGAUGACGAGUGUUUAAAUAGUUUCAAAUAUUAUACCUAAAUCCAGUGCCUUGAUAGGUAAUUACAACCUAACAAAUUACAUGCAAUAUUUUAUGCUGUUUAUACUGUAGUAUAAUCUUUUGCAGUACUCAAGAGCCAUGGAGCCAGAUUUAUUUUGUUCAUACUUUAAUUGUUGCAAUAACAAAACAUCAUAAUGUGUGAACAGACUGUGGGAAAGUUGCAAUAAUCCUUAGUUGAUAUUUUCCAUCAGUACGUAAACUUAGAUAAUUCUGAAUAGCAUAUAUAAACUGCACAAUUUUUUGUGCAGAAAUGAUUUCUCUGUGUUAUUAAUUGCUGAAUUUGUGUAUAAUUUUGGAAGCUUGUAGUUUUUAUUUUUAGCCUGUAUUGAAAUCAUUUGUAAUAUGGCUUUAUCUGCAUGCAAAGUUUUGAAGCACGUGUAUUUCAUCAACUAAAAAGUUUAACAGUUAUGCAAGUAAGACAAUAUUUGCUAAAAUAAGAUUAUUAUUGUUUCUCUUUCCUUGCCAUAGUUUUUCUUGUUGGCUUAUUCUAAUGCCCACAACACCAAAAUUGAUUGUCAGAGGUUAUAGUAUUUGGUAGUUGAACUAAGGAAAUGACAGAAAAGGUAUUUCUAGAGUCAAACAUUGUUAUUAAGUUGCAUUGAUUGUAAAAUGUCUACUACUAAAUGCUAACUUUUUGAUAUGACUACCAUUCAUAUUUAAUCUUUGUUUUUUUUUUCAUUCAUGACAGAACAUGAUACACAGUUGCACAAUACUGUCUUAUUUUCAACUGUUGCACUUGUAGGUCUGUCAAGGUAACAAGUGUAUCAUGAUACACUAAUGAGUGGAAAUGGCCAGGUUGUAAAAAAAUCAGGAGACGUGAGAUCAUGUUAACUGUGGGUGUAGAAAAUGUCUGCUAAUUACUCGGUUCCUGAAAGCAUGUCCUAGCAUUGUCUUGAGAGUAGGUACAAUUUAUGAUGGAACAUCCUCUUGUAUUCAAAUAUUUUCAUGACAUUAGAAUCUUAAUGCUUCAUAAGUGUUAUUAUCAUAACUUGUUAGGAGCCAUUUUUAAAGGUGGUAUUAAUCCUUGUAUAUUUGACACUAGUACUAUACAGUCCCCUGUAUAGAGGUACAAUAAUUAGCAGUCACUAUCAAGAAUUAGUCUUGUUAGUUCAGCUUCCAAAUAUUUUAGUUGUAUUAUGAAUAGUUUUGGAGUUAUGGGUAUUAAAAUGUCCAACUAACUUUAUCCGUACAUUAACAGUACAAAAAAAAAAGACAUUUUAACUGUGUUUCUUUAGAGCAGUUUUAACUUAAGGUUAAAUUUGCUUUUUGACUUGUAGCAUUAUUUAAAAUGAAACGUUGCUUUUUCUUCAAUUAGAGAAAUGGCUCUAUACUUACAUUAAAGUUUUUAAUCUAGAAAUUGACUUUUGAUUAAUUUCAUUCAAACUACACAUGUACAUAUAUAUUUAUAAAAUGAUAAGUUGGAAAGAUGAGUGGUUGGACACAAUUAAAAUCUACUGCAUACUGGCUCAUUAAUAGAGUAUCUAUGUUUUGUGUUAAAACAGAUUUGGGGCUGUGAUUAUAUCCUUGUAAUAAAAGAACACAAUAUUAUGUGUAGUAGUACUAAAUGGAAGACAAUGUGAGACUGAAGAGGACAAAUGAAUGUGUUGAAACUAGUUUCUCUAAUAUCAAGACUUCUGACAGUUUGUUCCAUUUCGUAUAUCCUAGUAAUACUGUAUUGGAAUUGCAUAUUUUAAUGUUUUGUUGUUUAAUGGCUCUUGUGUACAGUUUUAGAUUUUUAUAUUUGAUCUUUGAGGCCUUCUUAUAAUCAAGGGCUUUAAAGUUUUUGAACUUUCACAAGUUUUUUUUAGAAAUGUUUGUUUCAUGUUAUUCUAGUAAAAACUAGUAUGUUAUGAUUGUAUCAAUACAGAUAUGCAUAUGAUGAUCUCUACUUUUAUAAUACCUGAUACAGAUCUAUUUGGCCAAUAAGUGAAACCUUUCUCAGUGUGGUCAGCCAACACUGACAUAUAGUCCAUAGUAUGACUAGAUCUGUCGUAUUUUUAUAAACAAAUACAUCUGGAUGUAGCGAGCCAAAAUUGUAUUUGUGUCUAGAGUACAUAGAUUUAAAGAAGUGUGGUUGUCAAAUAUUUGACAUUUAAUAAUCUAAACAGGUAUAAUCAUAUCUGAUCAGCUAACUUCUUAUAUACAUCCAAAUCAGUUAAAUGUGUAUGUGAUCAGAUAACAUCUGGUAUAUGUACAAAUUAAACAUAGAGCAGCCAUGUCUCUUGAGAUUUGUGGAAGAUUCCAUAAAAUAUGACCCAACUCAAAGUCCAGACAGGAAAAAACAACACAAAAUAUGUUGCAUGUUCACUUGUAUAUAGAGACAUGUCAUUGAACAUUACUUCGUUAAAAACAUGGCAUCAUAAUAUACCAUGAAAACUAUGAUGAAAAACAAACAACUUAAAAUAUGCUACAUGGAUCUCUCUCUAAUAUUUGCAGCUCUUCAGACAUAACCAGAUGUAAUCAAUGAGGUAUAAUCAUAUUUGAUUAGAUAAUAUCAGAUAUUUAUCCAAAUUAAACAGAUACUGGAAUUCUCAACACGAAUGAAUACUUAUGUGUAUAUGGGUAAGCAUAUCAGAGCCCUCUAGGGUUUAGAUAGCCAACCAUAAUUUUCAACUACUGACCAGAGCAAGGGCAGCCAGAAGCAUGCACCACUACAAGGAUGUUAUGUGGAUGUUUGAACUGAAUGAUGUGAUUGGCUGGCAAUUUUAUAAUGUGCCUACAGCUGAAAGUGUGGAUUGUGAUCACUGGAAUCAUGUCUCAAAUCCUGAACUUUUUUCCAAGUUGACAUGCUAACCACUAAGCCAUGCCUGGCAUAAAAAAAUAAGUAUAAUAAAUGUGUUUAGCUAUCAUACCCCAAAAAUACAGAUAUGAUAAAAUCUAGCAAAAUUUUAAUUUCUUGUAAUAACUGAAACAGUUUUUAAACUUGCAACAGACCCUUGGAGAAAGCUAAUCCACGUGAAAAUAUCUUGUACAAGGUUUUUUAAUUAACGUUAAUUGUUUAUGUUUUCUACAGUUUAAACAAAGGCAUCUUACAUUGACCAUUUGAAGCACCACAAAAAUUACCUGAAAAAAAGGUUUUUCAGUUUUUGUAUUUUAAUAUCCAGAACAGAUGGUAAUGUAAAAGUAAACUUGAUCUGGUAAUACUAACCAAUAUCUAGGUAUUAGUCAUAUUAUUUUGCUUUCUCUAACUGCCUUUGUUGUAGUACAAAUGGUCAUAUAAACAUUAAGAAUUGAUACUUUACAAUUGGAUUUUUCAAAAAUGUAUGUUCUUUUCUGUGGCUUUUUAUGCACCUUUGUAUGUGGAAGUCCAAGCAGUAGCUGACAUUAUGAAUCAGUGUCUUUACUUGGGAAUAAAUUAAUGAUCAAAGUUCUUAGACUGUGUUAAACUACUCAGCACAAAACUCUUGUGAUAAGUGGUGGAGAGAAACACCCACAUUUCCUCCAUUUAAAAAGACUACAAUGUGCCUAUGAAAUUUUAAAGAAAUCUCUUCUCUACUCAAAAAUUGGUAUUUCUAAUUUUUUUAUAGUCUUGUGCUAAAGGAUCACAUGAUGGUAGCUGAGAUAGGCUUACUGUAUGACAUAUAUACAUAAAACCUCCCUUUGAAUUAUUUAUUAUUAAUAACUUCCAUAAUAGUGGUGUACAGUGUGCAACGUUUUCAGUUUUGCUCUGUUGGGACAUUAAGAAUAAUUUAUUUUUUCAGUUGAUGAAUGAUAAUAUGUAAUAAAAAUGGUAAAAUCAACAAACAUAAUUCAUGGUAGGACUUUUAACAGUUAACAAUGUUAAUGAAUGAUAAAAAUUAUCAAUUUGAAAGUAUAAUGGGGUGUUUAAUUCAGUGUGGUUUAGAUGAGUUUUAUUGUUAUUUUAGUAUUAGAAAUGUAGUACCCUGUCUACGUUUAUAAUUUGUUAUUUAUCUAUGGGUUGUAAUUGAUGUGGUACUCUUUCUAAGUUUGUAAUUUGUUUUUAUCUAUGGGUUGUAAUUGGCAUUAAAUUUUCAAUUAUGGUGAUGAUUAGAUAAUUAUGUACUUUCUGGUUGGUUUGUAUCUUACAUAUGGUUGUAUGUUAUCAGAACAGUAACUAUAUUAUAUAUAUAUAUAUUUUAUUUAGUUAGAGUAAGAAACUGUGAUAGUGUCAUUUAUUUUUUUUCAUCAACAUGUAGGUUAGUUAGACAUGAAUUAAAGAGGUGCUGAA